CCGAAGCGGACAGGACGCGCCGCUCUCAGCUGGGAGAGAUGGAGGACGACGAGAAAAAGGAUGAUAACAACUUCUCCAAGAGCGACAGGGUCACUCUGAAAAAGGAGAUUGGACUUUUAAGUGCCUGCGCUAUUAUCAUUGGGAACAUCAUCGGCUCGGGAAUUUUCAUCUCUCCUAAAGGAGUGCUGGAACAUGCAGGCUCAGUGGGGCUGUCGCUCAUCGUCUGGGUGCUGGGAGGGGGGAUCUGCGCCUUGGGGUCCAUGUGCUACGCCGAACUGGGCGUCACCAUCCCAAAGUCCGGAGGAGACUACUCCUACGUGACGGAAAUCUUCGGCGGGCUGGUGGGCUUCCUGCUGUUAUGGAGCGCCGUGCUCAUCAUGUAUCCGACCACGCUGGCCGUCAUCGCCCUCACCUUCUCCAACUACGUCCUGCAGCCGGCCUUCCAGAACUGCCUGCCUCCGUACAUCGCCACCAGGCUGCUGUCCACCAUCUGCAUCUUAUUCCUGACCUGGGUGAACUGCUCCAGUGUUCGCUGGGCAACAAGGAUCCAGGAUGUUUUCACCAUUGGAAAACUCCUCGCUCUGGGACUCAUCAUAGUGGUGGGACUGGUCCAGAUCUGCAGAGGUUACUAUGACGCCCUGCGGCCCAGCGUGGCGUUUCAGUUCCACGAGGAUCCAUCGGUGGGCCAGAUCGCGUUGGCUUUCCUCCAGGCCUCCUUCGCCUUCAGCGGCUGGAACUUCCUCAACUAUGUGACUGAGGAAGUGGUGGAGCCACGCAAGAACCUGCCUCGUGCCAUCUACAUCUCUAUCCCUCUGGUGACUCUGGUUUACACGCUGACCAACAUCGCUUACUUCUCCUCCAUGACCCCUGAGGAGCUGCUGGCCUCCAACGCUGUGGCAGUGACAUUUGGAGAAAAGCUCCUGGGCGUUUUCUCCUGGGUGAUGCCGAUCUCUGUGGCUCUGUCCACCUUCGGAGGAAUCAACGGAUACCUGUUCACCUCCUCCAGGUUGUGUUUCUCAGGGGCCAGAGAGGGUCACCUGCCCUACCUGCUGGCCAUGAUCCACCUGAAGAACUGCACCCCGAUCCCCGCCCUGCUGGUCUGUUGCAUUGCCACAAUAGUGAUCCUAUGUAUAGGAGAGACGCACAACCUGAUCAACUACGUGUCCUUCAUCAACUACCUGUCCUAUGGUGUGACUAUCGCAGGCCUCCUCUACCUCCGCUGGAAGAAACCAAACCUGCUGAGACCCAUCAAGGUAAACUUGCUGAUCCCCAUCAGCUACAUGAUUUUCUGGGCCGUGCUGCUGUGCUUCAGUCUGUACUCUGAACCGGUGGUUUGUGGCCUGGGAAUGGUCAUCAUGCUGACUGGCGUCCCCGUCUACUUCCUGGGUGUUCAGUGCAAGAACAAACCCAAAUGGAUCUACAGACUGGUUGAGAGAAUUACAUACAUGGGCCAGAAGUUGUGCUUUGUGGUGUUUCCUCAGCAGGACCCCUCAGAGACCGAACCCCUCACCUCCUCCAAAGCCAACGACUGAGCACAGCAGUCCACCAUGGAUUCCCUUUUUCUGUCAAUACUCCACAGUUGAAAUAUUUUUUUUUUUACCCUGUUCUGUUUGGUUGGUUUCUUCACGGUGAAGAGAUGCAUAUAUCCAUGUCUUUGUCCAGAUGAUAGUGUGAAUGGAGCUGUGCUGAAGCUCCGGUACAAAGGGAGUGAAAGGUGAUAUGAAUAUGAGUGGCAUUAGGGUGUUCAGCCGAGACACAGGUUUUUUAUUCGUUAGUCUGCCGGUACUGUCUAUCUCUUCCUCUCACCAGAAAGCCGAGUCCUCUCUGUCAUGUGAACCUCCUCCUUCCCUCUCUUCGCUCAAACAACCUCCAGCUGUCUUCCUGUUUUCAUUUCCAAGAUUAGUCGUGGUGUUUUUUUUUUUUUUUCAGUAGAACUAAAUCCUUUCACGAUUGUGCCUUAUUGAAAAAUGGGAAUAUUGUAUUUGUAUAUGUCGGUGUGGCGGAGUAGUCUGUGGGUAUUUUGGGUGGGUAAUCACUUGUGAAUAACUUUUAAAGUGGGAGUAUGCAGGGAUUUGAUAGCACUUAGCAAUAUUCUUCUCUAUCUGCUGCUGCUAUCCGCUCUUUUUAACUUAUCAAUAAUUUGUACUAUUUGUCUAGUUUGGAGAAACAUUUCUUUGCGUCGGUAUCUUUUUCCAGCGACUGUGUCUAUCUGCCCAUUCCUUUUGCUUGAUACUGCCUCUCCUCUUGUUUUUACUCUUUCUCCUCUGAGAGAUACUGUCAGUGCCUUUGUGUGAAUAUUACAGUGAGGAGCUACUUAACUCAUCUUACCUUUCCUUCCUCACAGUAUUAAUUGGACAGGAAGGAUGGGAGGAGGUGGAAUGGGAGGAUUCUUGAGGUUUGGCUUUGGCCUCUCUUAAAAAAAACAACAACAACAAAAAAAAAAAACAAUGAACAAGCUUCAUCUUGACGGCAGUUUUUUGCACCUGUUUUAGCCUUCCUUUGGUCUCUGACUUGAGCAGCUCCACCCAGUGUUUGUACUGAGCUUGAUGUUUUGGGAAGUGUUCCCAUCUCUGGGAAUGUCACUGUGAACUCUCUCAAGGUGCUUAACCAGCCAAGACUGUUAAUACACAGAUUUCUAACUUGACCAUAUGUAUGAUACAGUCCUUACCACUAAACAUGUCAGUGUAUAACGGUAAAAGCCAUAUUGACAGAUAGGUGGAUGGUUAUUUGAGAAACACUGGCCUUUUGUUGGCUGGCAGUGGAUGUUCACUUGUACAAGGCCUUGUUCCCAUUUUCACUGACUCAUUAUGGCCCCAUUCACUUACAAUGGACUCACAGACUUAUUGCAUUCUCAUUGACUUACUAUGAUCUCACUGACUUACUGUAGCCCAAUUUACAUUCUGUUGUCCCAUUGAUUUACUGUGGUGCCAUUGACUUACUGUGGUCUCUUUAGAUUAUUGUUCUCAUUGACUUAUUAUGUUCCCACUGACUUACUAUGGUCUUAUUGACAUACUAAGCCUUAACUGAUUUACUAUGGCCCCAUUUACUUAUUGCAGCCCCUUUAACAUAUUGUGAUCCCAUUCACUUGUUAGGAACUGUACUGGCUUUAUACAGCCCUGUUGACUUAAGGUUGUACUGACUUACCAUGGUCACACUGACUCACUAUGGUCCCAUUAAUGCCUCAUAAUCUCAAUGAUGAGCCAGUGAAUUACACUGCUACCACCUCAUUAUUAUAGUCAAAUUGACUUAUGGUUGUAGUGACUUAACAUGGUACUGCUAACUUACUACCUUGUCACUGACUGAACUAUUGAUUCAGGAGGUGCUGGUGUUGAGAUGUGUUUGCAAAUCCAGCCCAGUGAUACGUUUGGUUUUAGUGGUUUUGUUCAUAGGCUGGUUAUGCUGCAUGUUGACAUGAACGCAUGUAGGUCUGGGCCUUUUAAGUAUGUCAUAAAAAUAGCAGGCUUGGGCACAGACUGUAUUUUCUGUCCUGUGCUUGUUGGGUGUUUCCUCCCCCUCCCUGCUUCAAACCCACAAAAAGAGACGCACAUACCACACUCAGACAGCUACAGACGUGUAUGUUUCUCUGCUGUGUCCAGACGCCGUUAGCUCAGAUCUGUAAAUACUGUGUAAAGAAGAAACUGUUAAAAACGCGUCAGGCACUCAUGAGAAGGUCACAUUCCUUGGACAUGUUAUGAUACAUUUACAUACAGUAUGAGUGACAGAUUUUAUUUGUGUAAUUCUGUGUUUUGUAAAAGCGUGUGAAGAUGUUAAAGAAUAACAAUG
This is a messenger RNA of Myripristis murdjan (pinecone soldierfish), 3783 nucleotides long. It is a transcript of the gene slc7a10a, whose product is annotated as solute carrier family 7 member 10a. Gene Ontology annotation, cellular component: membrane. Gene Ontology annotation, biological process: D-serine transmembrane transport; D-alanine transmembrane transport. Bases 39 to 1532 code for a protein of 497 amino acids. The record is from RefSeq and is a predicted model, not a curated record. NCBI's taxonomy places the organism in Eukaryota, Metazoa, Chordata, Actinopteri, Holocentriformes, Holocentridae. Gene Ontology annotation, molecular function: L-amino acid transmembrane transporter activity; neutral L-amino acid transmembrane transporter activity. The transcript has 11 exons.